AUGAGCUGCUUCAUCUCUGCUCCCGCGCCCGCGCCCGCCCAACUGCAAGCGAGCUGUCGAUCCCUUCUCGAGGAAUCGCUGAAGAACUACGGUGACGGGCAGCAGACGAAGAUCCGAGCCCGAGCGAGCCAGCCAGACCUCCUCUCGCCCCUCCGUGCCCUCCAUCAUCAACCCGGAGAGGGCUCCUUCCGCCGGGAAACGACCAGCUCCCCCCGAUCCGCUCCGAAGCGAAGCAUGACGACGACCAUCGAGAAUCAACACUUCGGCGGCAUGACUUUCGACCACAUGUCUUAUCCCAACCCGCCCCAAUUCACGAACCCGUGGACGACAGCAUCCUCGCCCGCCCAGAACCAGAAUCUCUACGCCUCCUCCCACCACAUCCACGCCGGCUUGGGACUCGACAUCAAGCCAGAGCACCAGCACCCGCACCCGCACCCGCACCCGCACCCGCAUCAGCAGCAGCAGCACCACCACCCGCAGCAGCAGCAUGCUCCCCGCCUGCACAGCAAUGCCUCGCUGGCCGGAUCAUAUGGAAGCGCCGUCCCCAUCAACGCCGCCGCAGUAGCAACAUCAGGGAGCCCGCUCUUGGCCGACGUCUAUGGCUCCCAGGAUGUGCUCAACAUGUCGCAAGAUCUGCUGAGCCCGUCUCGCGUGAUCGGCCCCGGGUAUGGAGAGAACCACCCCCCCCAACACCAACACCACCACGCCUACUCGAGCGCGUCGUCGCCGCCGCACAACGCCUACGCCCCGGCCCCGUCCCCGUACCAGAACAUGGGAUAUGCGCCCGCGCCCGUCCGGUCCACCUACUCGGUUCCCCAGGAUCACGCGCGGCGACCGUCCCAACCGUCCGUACCAGCCCCGCCCUCGUUCUUCGGCCGCGCCGAAGACGCCCACCGCCCGCGACUCUCGCUGGACGACUCCCUUAUUGACUUCGAUGACAGGGGUCUGCAGGGCGGGUCCCCCCGGAGCUUUGGCGACGCCAUUGAUGCCAGCCGGGGCAUGAUCGCCAUGAGCCAGACCACCCCCCGAAACAUCUACGAAGUCCAAGCCGGGCGCGCCGCCAGGGGAUCAGGUGACGCGUACGGCUUCCCCACCACCCACUCCAGCAGCUCGUCCAUCUCGUCGCCGGGCCACACCUACCCCCCCUACUUCGGGAGCGGCUCGCGAUUAUUCCAACGCCGGCUCGGACAUCGAGUCGGUCUCGUCGCGGACGUUGCCGCGGCCGUCGGGGCUGCUGACCGGGCCGGGGGGGGGAUGCCGCCCGCGCCGGCGUCGAUGAUGGGACAGUUCAGCUCCAAGGUGUCGUCGAGCACGCAGAAGAAGCACAAGUGCAAGAUCUGCGACAAGCGGUUCACCCGCCCGAGCUCGCUGCAGACGCACAUGUACAGCCACACGGGCGAAAAACCGUUCUGCUGUGAAGUCGACGGUUGCGGACGGCACUUCUCGGUGGUCUCCAAUCUGCGUCGGCACCGCAAAGUCCACAAGGGCGAGGCCCGAUCCGAUGCGGGAUCCGAAGAUCAUCACUCCGACGACUAG
Messenger RNA from Drepanopeziza brunnea f. sp. 'multigermtubi' MB_m1, 1536 nucleotides. The record is from RefSeq and is a predicted model, not a curated record. NCBI's taxonomy places the organism in Eukaryota, Fungi, Ascomycota, Leotiomycetes, Helotiales, Drepanopezizaceae.